UCCCAUUAGUAGUGAAGCAAAAAUCAAACAAAUUACUUACAACUCAAAUAGAAAGUGUAGAGAGAGAAAGUCAUCAAGAAAGAGAAGUAGAUCGGACCGCUAGCUUUUCCGGCUUUGAUCUAUUUCAUCAUCUGUCUACCAUGCGUCCUCUGUCUCCGUCAGCUCCACCUCCAGGUUGGAUGAGUUCCUAUGGGACUGAUGAAGAAAUCUUUUUGGUCCUCAACCAGAUUAACCGUGGAUCGCCCAUCCCUGAUGAUUUGAUUGAGGAUAAUCCCUAUAAGUAUGAUCCUUCAAAUUUGCCAGAUGGAGCAUGGUUCCUAGUAAGAAAAACUGAGGAAAAAUCGACGGAAUAUGGACUCUGGAGAGUAAAAGAUUCAGCCUGUGAAAUAUUUGCAAAUUCUGACAUCAGUGGUUGGAGAACCACUUUUGAAUUCUUUCUAGUCCAAGCCUCUAUCGAACAGAAAACUGUCUGUAUAAUGCAUGAGUAUAAAGUAACACCGAAAGGGCAGCAUGAUCUGACCAAGUCACAGGACGAAGUACGUCACCUAUUGGGAUAUGUUAUCUUGAUCCCAUCAGUUAACCCCGACACUAGCGGUAAUGAUGGGCAACGUUCAAUUGCUGAACCCCAGGUAAACAGACAGAUAGAAGGGGCUGGGUCAUCACUUGUUGACAAAUCGAUAGAUCAGUUUGUUGAUGAUAAAGAAGCUGAGAUAGAUUGCAUUAUACGAGGGGACUACCUGGAAUUGGAUGAUCUUAUUGAUGGAGCAUCACAUGAUUCGUCUAGUUCGGAGAAUACAAGUCGCCAGAGCUUUGCAUCUGAUGAAUUUUUCAACUCUCGGGCACUUCUUGCAGAACUGGAUGAUGAGAAGAAGGAAGAUUUGAGUGGAAAAGGUUCGACCAGCAAUCAUUCCAUAAUGAUGUGUCAAAUAGCAAAUGAUGUAGUUGUGCAGCCUGGACCUUUAGGGUUUCUAAUCAAAGGGAGUGACGCUAAAGCCAAAGAAACUCAACAAGCUCUUGAUAAUGACAAAUCCAAAUGUCAAGAUCAGGCUGCUAAGAAGCUGAAGGCUGAGCGUACGGAUGAAGGUCCAUCACAUGCUCGUAGAGCGACAACAUCUUCCAGCAGCAGCAACAGCAGCAGUGAUGAACCUGGACGUGCAGCUAGAAGGGAGGCGAAACGUUCGAAGAAGCUCAUGAAGUUCCUGUGUUUUAUGCCUUUCUAGUUUCUAGAUCCUUGCUGUUACAACUUUCACUAGUAGUUGAUGAACACAUGCAAGCAGCCUAGAACAGUAGUUUAACCAAAAAAAAAAAAAAAAAGGAAUUUAACCAAAAAAAAAAAAAAAAAAAAGAGGAGAAGGUGGGUGUGUAUUUGAUAUUUUAUGCAUUAGACCAAAUUUUAAGCUUUAUGAUAAGUUUAAGAUUUAGAAUAGGAAAGUAAUUCUCUUUAAUACAGAUGAAAAAUUGGAACAUUACUCAUUUGUAAUAUUAAGAGACCAGCAUUAGAGUACUUUUUAUAAUUUUAUAGCUCUUCAAAUG
Solanum stenotomum is the source of this 1533-nucleotide messenger RNA. RefSeq lists its product as uncharacterized. The transcript is spliced from 6 exons. Gene Ontology annotation, molecular function: DNA binding. Bases 141 to 1220 code for a protein of 359 amino acids. The record is from RefSeq and is a predicted model, not a curated record. Gene Ontology annotation, biological process: regulation of DNA-templated transcription. NCBI's taxonomy places the organism in Eukaryota, Viridiplantae, Streptophyta, Magnoliopsida, Solanales, Solanaceae.